Molecule: messenger RNA, 620 nt
Organism: Prosopis cineraria
Lineage: Eukaryota; Viridiplantae; Streptophyta; Magnoliopsida; Fabales; Fabaceae
Product: probable histone H2A variant 3
Exons: 2
Coding region: 60-464 (134 amino acids)
Cellular component (GO): nucleosome
Molecular function (GO): DNA binding; protein heterodimerization activity; structural constituent of chromatin
Source: RefSeq, a predicted model, not a curated record
GUGUCAUUUCGGUGUCUGUCGGGUUCAUUCCUUGUAGAUUCGGCAAAUUGCAACGGAAAAUGUCGGGAAAAGGAGCGAAAGGGUUGAUAAUGGGUAAAACGCCAGCUGCCAACAAGGACAAGGACAAGAAAAAACCCGUUUCUCGCUCCUCUCGUGCUGGUCUUCAGUUUCCGGUGGGACGUAUUCACCGACUUCUGAAGUCAAGGGUGACGGCCAGCGGACGAGUAGGUGCAACCGCCGCAGUCUAUUCUGCAGCUAUCUUGGAGUAUCUUACUGCAGAAGUUUUGGAGUUGGCUGGCAAUGCAAGUAAGGAUCUCAAAGUGAAGCGCAUUACGCCAAGACAUCUACAGCUUGCAAUCCGAGGAGACGAAGAGCUUGACACCCUCAUUAAAGGAACUAUAGCAGGUGGUGGUGUCAUUCCUCAUAUUCACAAGUCUCUUAUUAACAAGUCGUCCAAGGAGUAAGGUUUCUUGUGUGCCAGAAUCGACCAUGGAAAAAGUGGAACUCUGCUGUAAAUGGGAGGAUAUUUCAUUUUGAGGAUAACUGAGCAGUUGCUCUAGUCUGAUGCAAGCAACCUUCUGUGGUAAUUUAAGUCGUGAUCCAUAUACGUAUUAACAAAA